UGCAGCAUCGUAGAUCAUCGCAUUUUCGAACUUUAGUGAUGUGGCUGAAAAAUAUUGAAAAUAAAGCUUGUCUUCGACUGUGAAUGUUCUUAAACUUCAAGUGCUGUGCGAAAUUAAAAUUUACAAAAAUGUUUCAAUACUUUAAAUAUUUAUUAAGCGCGCAAAUUGUUCUCUGUCUAAUAAAUACAGCGUUUUCAUCAAAUACUGAGUGGCCCUGUAAGGAUAAAGCGAAUACGAGCAUACCAGAGUCCAAUGUAUGUGACGGUUUCGUUCAUUGUACUAAUGGACGAGAUGAGACUUCAUGGACAUGUGCAGCGAAACUUUGUAAAGCGCAGCAAUAUCGCUGUGCUUACGGAGCUUGUAUAGGCGCCGAACUCAAGUGCAACAAGCAAAUUGAUUGUUUCGAUCGAUCUGAUGAGACAGACUUUCUCUGUGAUCCAACUGAAAAGGUCUUCGAAAAGAUGCAAGGAACGUGUUCAGAGGAAGAGUUCCAAUGCAAUACGGGCGAAUGUAUUGAUGAAUUGGACAUGUGUAACGGUUUUGCAGAUUGCAAGGACGCAUCAGAUGAGACUGUAAAUGCAUGCGCUCAUUUAGAAUGUUCAGAUGGCUCAUUUCGUUGUGCCUAUGGCGCAUGCAUUAGUGUACAACAAGUCGGUAAUCAAGUUUGGGACUGCCUCGACGGAUCCGAUGAACCAGUCGUGAUUGUGCAAAUCACUGAUAGCUUAAAAGAGAUGGAGAAAGAGAAAGAUGAAGCAAAGCCUGUUAGAAUAUACUGUAAUAUACCGUAUGACAAGCCUAAUAUGUUGAUUUUAAAUAAAACCGGUGAAGUGGUUACGAUUUUGAGCUCCUCCAGUAAGGUAUUACAAAAUGAUACAGUGCAUUUCGAUUGUUUGCCUAACUUUACAUUGAUUGGAAUCGAUCAUUUGAAAUGUGUGAAUAAUGAUUGGUAUCGGCAGUGGCCGCAUUGCGAAAGGAAGGUGCAAUUUCCGUGUAAGGACAAUGAAAUCACUUGCGACAACGGUGAUUGCAUAGACCCGGCAGUGGUUUGCAACGGUGUUAAAGAUUGUGCAGAUGGCUCAGAUGAGAUACUGCCGAAAUGUGUGAAUCGCACAUGUACGGAAAAUGAGUAUAAAUGCAAAUAUGGUGCUUGUAUUCCUAAAAAGAAACGAUGUGAUGAAAAUAAGGACUGCGCGGACGGUUCGGACGAAACAACUUUGCUAUGCACCGAGGAUUAUGAGAAAUGCUCGAAAAUACUUCAAGGCAGUUGUGACUCGGAUGAAUUGGUGCAAUGCCGUUCGCAGGAAUGCAUUUUCAACGACGAUCUGUGUAAUGGCAUAAAAGACUGCAGUGAUGGCUCCGACGAGUCUGUUGAAAUGUGUGCCCAUAUAGUAUGUGCCGAUGGAGCAUUUACCUGUGGUUAUGGUGCCUGUGUGCCCUACACAGCGCUCUGCAAUGGCGAAGUAGACUGCGCCGACGGUUCGGAUGAAUAUGCUGAGCUGUGUGCUCCCAUAAUAGAGGAGAAAGAGAAAUAUGAAGCGUUGCAUUUCGAUGAUAGUUAUGCAGCCAAUGUAGAAAAAUAUGAUGUGAUUAAAGAGAAGGCAAUUUUAGUGGAAGAAAUACUUUCAGGACAAAUUUCCAGUACAAUAAUAACUGAGAAGAAUAUAGCUGGCACGUCCAAUAUUAUGCCCGAAGUCAUCGGUAUAAAACCAAUUACACCAAUUAUAUCUCUAGAUGCGGAAAUUCGAAUACCAAACCGACGCUGCGCCAUACCGGCUAAUCGAGUAGGUUUACGUGCAGCUGAUGAAGAUAAGAACGUAACACUGAAAGUAGGCAGUCAAGUUGACGUUAACACCAUUGUCACAUUCAGCUGUGACGAAGGCUGGUACUUGGUCGAUGGAGACUCUAUGGCGCUAUGCAUGACUACAGGCCAAUGGUCCUCGGCGGUUCCAAAAUGCGAAAAACGUUGCCCACCGCACUGGAAUGGUAUAUCGACCGACACUAUAUGUACAUACGAAAAUAAAACAACCGAUUGUCAAGUAUACAGUAAGCCUGAUACAACUGCCGUUGUAACAUGUGCUGAGGGUUAUAUAUCUAGCUCUCCAAGUCAAAAAUUGCUUUGCGGUGUUGACGGAGAAUGGGAUAAGACGAAACUAAAAUGUAAGCCGCAGUGUGUAAAACAAUCCAAGGAUAAACCGAUGAUUGAGGAGGCGGGUGUGAGCAUCUACAGAAUCAGUAAAGAUGACUUAAACCAGCAACAGCUCCAAUAUCAGAUGGCUUGCAGAGGCACUAUAAUUUCACCGAAAAUUGUGCUGACUUCCGCUUUCUGCUUCAAUACGAAUGACCUGAACAAUUCGAUUGCAGCUAACGACCCGAUUUUAUACACCGUUCUGCCGUCGAGUAUGUCUAUUGGGAUCUUUGGUCAAUACGAGCAACUUAAUGGCCGUCACAAUAUAUCUCAAAUUAUUAUAGCUGAUGCUCCGAAUAUUGAAGUCCAAACAGAUACCCCAGCGAUUGUUGUGCUCGUCGAUUACUUUACUAUAAUUCCAAAACAAAUUAUGCCGAUUUGUUUAGAGUUCCCACUUUCAUGUAGAAACCAGAAAAAUAAUACGGAUAACACAGACGGACUUCUUGAGGGCACAGCCAUAUUAAACAGCGAGGAUUGCUUUGUCGUCGUUGGUUCAAUGGAGUUUAUAUACAUGGAUAAGUAUCAGCAGUGGCUCGAAAUGAAAAUGAUGCUUCAUAAUUAUCUAUUGUAAUCUUAGUCCUCAAACAGUGUUAUAUAACCGAAACCAAGUUCGAAGAAUAUACUUAUAGAUGAAGAAAUAUAACAGAUAAAUAUAUAUAAUAU
This is a messenger RNA of Bactrocera tryoni, 2848 nucleotides long. RefSeq lists its product as uncharacterized. The coding region runs from base 84 to 2756 and encodes 890 amino acids. The transcript has 8 exons. NCBI's taxonomy places the organism in Eukaryota, Metazoa, Arthropoda, Insecta, Diptera, Tephritidae. Gene Ontology annotation, molecular function: protein binding. Gene Ontology annotation, cellular component: plasma membrane. The record is from RefSeq and is a predicted model, not a curated record.